Molecule: messenger RNA, 2155 nt
Organism: Athene cunicularia (burrowing owl)
Lineage: Eukaryota; Metazoa; Chordata; Aves; Strigiformes; Strigidae
Gene: TSHB
Product: thyroid stimulating hormone beta
Exons: 3
Coding region: 1667-2071 (134 amino acids)
Biological process (GO): G protein-coupled receptor signaling pathway
Cellular component (GO): extracellular region; cytoplasm
Molecular function (GO): hormone activity
Source: RefSeq, a predicted model, not a curated record
UGUUCCCUCCAGGAUUUAGUUUUACAAAUUGCUUCCUUUUCCUUUCAGGAUCUUUGUCUCCUUUGAAAUACUCUUAAGAGUAUCCAAGAACAAACAUUAUUUUCUGUGAUUAAAGUUUUAAACAACCAUACCUAUACAUAUAUAUAUACACUGUAUAUGUUUAUAUAUAUAUUGUGUGUGUAUAUACACAUUAUCUACAUAUGGGUGUAUGUAUGCAUGUACUCAUACAGCAUGUUUGCUUACCUGCAAUUAUAAUAUGUCAGAAAAAAAUAGUUAAAUAUAUUGGAGUAGUAGCAAAAUAACAGUGUUGUACUUCUGUUGCUAAGUGUAGAUGGACAGAUGUUACUGAGAGCACAAUUAAUAACUCUGCUCAUGUCCUUAAGCCAGAAAGAGUUAUAUUUAAUUCCUGAGAAGUUAUAUGGGAGAAAUUAAACCAGAAUUAAAGACUCCAGGAAAACAGAAAGCAUUUGGCUAGUCUUAAUAGAACAAGAACCCUAUCGUGUUAUCCAAAUAAACCCCUUGGAGACUUAGCCCAGGACACAAAGCUGUGUGCAGCAGUCCGAAACCACAGGGCAAGGAGACGUUAUUCAGGAAUUAGCUAAGCACCAACUGGGGCUGACUGGAUCACUCCUCCAGCAGCCCAAAGUGACCAUGAUUACCAGCUAGGCUCAGUUUUAUCGUAUGUCUCAUGGCUAUGUAAUUCAAGAAUGUGGUUGACCUGCACAAGCCAUACCUCAGAUCAAAUCCCAGUUGCUGUAAGGUGGUUAACUGGAGGGGUGGGUGUUCACAGACCUGCAGUGAGGAUGCUGGACACUGAUGAAGCAGUAGAGGAUGGUGGCUUUGUCAACCCUUUCUUAGUUUUGCUCCUCCCAGGUGUUCCAGAGAGCCCUAAAUGCAAGUGGUUUUCCCUCAUCUGUGGACAUAUCAGUUUCACUGGUGUUGGUGCAAUAUUGUGUUUCUCACUGUGCUACAAGGAGUGGAUUCUUAAAAGUUUUUCUCUAUCAAUUAGUAUUUCAGAGUGAAUUGCUUGUUACCUCAGUAUUUGCUCAGUAGGUUCAAGGCCAGAUGAUUUCUCAGUGUGUUUUGUUUGCGCAGGUAAGUCAGGCUGUACCUACUCGCACUGCAGAGCAAUUGCUUUGAGAUUUGUGACUUCAUGUGUACAGCACUGCAUCUCUCAGUGCCUGCCUGUGACGAGCAAAUAGAGUGAACCAGGCUUCAUUAAACUUUUGCAAAACAUGGGUGUAGAAUCAGUCAUAUGUGAUUCAGGAUGACUCAAUGUCCAUGCUAGCCUUCCUGUCAUGAUGUUGCUGUCCUAUGUAGCGAUUAAAUUAAUCAAUAAUAACUUUUUAAAGCAGUGGUUAGUUUAAAAGCCUAAGGAGAGCAUGACUGUUAAAAUAAUUAGAUUUCCAGCUCCAGUUUCCAGGUUAGGAUAUUAUGGACACAUUUGUUCCUAUCACAUUUGCUUUGUGGUUCAGUAUGAAUUUUCAAUAGAUGACUUUGCGAUAAGAAAGCAGCAAUUCAGAUGCAAUUAUAUAAACAGUAAGAUCAGCCUGGAAUUAGCCUGGAGAGUAUAAAGCACACACCGAGCUCGUGCUGGGUCACUGCCUCUCCCAGCUCAAGGCAGAAUCAGGUUCCUGUAAUAGGGAAGAAUUCAGCUGACGAGAGCAUGAGUCCCUUCUUUGUGAUGUCUCUCCUCUUUGGCCUGACUUUCGGUCAAACAGCAUCACUUUGUGCUCCUUCUGAGUACAUAAUCCACGUGGAGAAAAGGGAAUGUGCCUACUGCCUGGCCAUCAACACCACCAUCUGCGCUGGAUUUUGCAUGACUCGGGACAGCAAUGGCAAGAAGCUGCUACUCAGAAGUGCUCUGUCUCAGAACGUGUGCACAUAUAAAGAGAUGUUCUAUCAAACAGCACUGAUUCCGGGCUGUCCGCAUCACACAAUCCCUUACUACUCCUACCCUGUGGCUGUGAGCUGCAAGUGUGGUAAAUGUAACACUGAUUACAGUGACUGUGUCCAGGAGAAGGUCAGGACAAACUAUUGCACUAAACCACAGAAGCUCUGUAACAUGUAAGCCUCCAUCAGAAUGUGGUUGAAAUGUACCUCUCUGCUCACAACUAAACAUAAAUAAAAGUGUAUUUCAUAACAGGUUUGCAAA